Haemonchus placei is the source of this 426-nucleotide messenger RNA. The record is from the annotation of a GenBank genome assembly. Lineage: Eukaryota; Metazoa; Nematoda; Chromadorea; Rhabditida; Trichostrongylidae.
AUGAUCGACACAUGUUCCGCUAUACUGCAUCCACACAGCGUCAUCUGUAAAUCAGCAAUGGAGCUUCUAUUUUUGGUUGCACGGAAAACUCCUCAUGAAAGGAUCUGCCAACACAUGCUGAUAUGCGAGUACAAGCAGCUACGAAGCCAAAUAAAGCUCCAAAGCAGCUCCACUGCUGACGAUGUUGAAGCGGCUGCGCUCGAGCUUUUCAACGAAGGUGAUGGUGUUUUCAAUAAGAGUUUUUCAAUAUUGGAUGAAAAUCUCAGACUGAACGCCACCAAUCGACUUCUUGAUCAAAUGACGAAAAUUGCCGGAUAUCCCGAAUUCACUCGGUCAAUCAAAGCCAGCCGUCUACAAGCGAUAUCAAACAAGAUUUUCAAUGCCAUUGAAUACUAUCAUUUGGCAACAACGACGCAAAGUACUUGA